This is a messenger RNA of Linum trigynum, 2024 nucleotides long. The record is from the annotation of a GenBank genome assembly. Lineage: Eukaryota; Viridiplantae; Streptophyta; Magnoliopsida; Malpighiales; Linaceae.
ACGGCGACAGCAACUCCUCUCUCUUUUUAGUUCAUUCGUUAUGUCAGGAAAAUGUGAACAUCAAAAGUCAAACAUAGAAGGUGAUUGGGCUAAGCAAAGCAGAGAUUCGUCUCCAAUCACUGGCUUCGACUUUCCUGCUAAUUGCAGCAUCGAAAUUAAUGGGUUGAGCCUUGAGAGUCUGUUUGACAUAAACUUGGCGAUCCCAUGAAAAGCCCAGAACUUCGUUGCUGCUGUGGCUUCGCGGCAAGCUGUACUGUCAGUUUUGCUGUUGCUCUGUCAAUUGUACUGGCGAUAACCUCCACGCAUUGUGUAGAAGGAUUCGAGUCUGGGUUGCAGCUACCGCGAUCUGGGUUUCCCAAUGGAAGAGUUAAAUCGAAAAGGGUUCUCUUCAUUCAUGAUUUUGGUGCUGCUGGAGAUGGAUUUCAGAAUGAUACCCAGGCUCUGAAAGAUUGUUGGGAAGUAGCUUGUUCUUCACCAAAAAGACCCAGAAUCGUAGUCCCAGCUGGUACUUAUCUGGUGCACCCGAUUGUUCUCUCAGGCCCUUGUAAAUCCAAAAUCACAUUCUGUAUAUAUGGUACAAUUGUAGCACCCCAAGAUCCUGAUGCCUGGAGGGGAUUGAAUCGUCGAAGGUGGCUCUACUUCUCGAAGGUCAACCACCUCAGUGUAGAUGGAGGGGGAACAAUCAAUGGUAUGGGAGGGCAAUGGUGGGCUAACUCUUGCAAGACCAAUAAGACUAAUCCAUGCCGAACAGCUCCAACGGCACUUACCUUCCACAGGUGCAAGGAUUUGAAAGUCACAAACCUUAGAGUGGUCGACGGUCAGCAAAUGCACAUGACAAUAACCAAUUGUGUUCGAGUUUCGAUAUCCCAGAUUGCUGUGACGGCACCUGCUUCUAGUCCUAAUACUGAUGGGAUCCAUAUCAGUUCAUCCCGUGGCAUUAACGUCAUGAAUACCACCAUUGGAACAGGAGAUGACUGCAUCUCUAUAGUUGGUCACUCUUCAAGAAUCAAUAUCAAAGACAUUGCUUGUGGACCAGGGCACGGUAUAAGCAUCGGAAGCUUGGGGAAAUCGAACUCAACAGCAUCUGUGAAAAGUGUAUCGGUUGAUAGAGCAUUCUUGUCCAACACGCAGAAUGGUCUGCGGAUCAAAACAUGGCAGGGGGGCAAUGGUGAAGCCAGUGACAUCAACUUCCAGAACGUGCUCAUGGAAAACGUAUCGAACCCGAUUAUCAUCAACCAAUUCUAUUGCGAUUCGAAGAUACCGUGUGCAAACCAGACCAAGGGAGUGAAGGUGAAGAGCAUAUCCUUCAAGCACAUCAAAGGAACUUCGGCUACAAGUGAAGCCAUGAGAUUUAGUUGCAGCGAGUACACAUCGUGCGAGGGGUUAUAUUUAGAAGAUGUUCAUCUGGUGUUAAGCUCUGGUGAAGGAUUCGCAGAGAGUUUCUGUUGGGAAGCCUAUGGGACAAGUGGAGGUUCAGUGUUCCCACCGCCAUGCUUCUCAUCUGAUCAUAAACAGUUGUUCGUUAUUAAGCAGGAGGUUCCCAAUGAACAACAAUUUAUUGAUUCAAUGUAAAUUUCUGUAGAGGCUGAGGAAAUCACUGAAGCAGCCAAAAGGAGUGAUACUGAUUGCAAAGCUCUCUCUCUGAUCAUAAACAGUUGUUCGAUAAAAAAAAAUAAAAAAAAAGCUCUCUCUGAGGUUUUUAAGAAGGGCAGAUUGGCAGAAACAAGAGGUUCAUUCGUCUGUUUUGAAGUUUUUAAAAACCAAAAAAAAAGUGGACCCUUAUAUUUUAGGGGGAUUGAACCCUACGUGAAUCGAACACGCAACCUUCUGAUCUGGAGUCAGACGCGCUACCAUUGCGCCAAGGAUCCUGGUGGUGACAUAUUAGGAACUGAAAUAUAUUUAUUAAAAUAGUGAAGGAGACCACGAUAAGCCAAUGUGCACAUUUACUUUUUCCUGACAAUAAUUAUAUUUCAUAAAAAAAACCUUCUCAAUCACAAAAUUCAUAAGAAAAAAACUUAAACUGG